AACCGAUCCAAACCGAUUCGAUCCCAGUUUUUAAAACAAAGUGAUGAUUGAAUGAAACCAGGCAGGCAAAAAGGGAAAGCCGCUGUGCCUAUGACUAUAUGAGCAUUUUGCGUCUGCUAUAGUUUGUUAAAAUUUUUAAUUGAUACCUUACGAGUAAUAAUAUCUCACUAUAUUUGCAUUUGUUUAAAUGAAAAUAGCAUUAAAUUUUCCUAUGCCUAUGGAGAUGGAAUCCCGUCACCCAUGCCGGGGUUUAUCAAGGGUUUUCACUUCACCGCAAUAGCGAACAAGCAAUUGAGAAUUACUGAGACAGAAAAGAAAGAAAGGACCAAACGAGGGCUGAAUCCGAAUUCUUCAGUAUGGCUUCCAUGGUUGCGGUUUGCAUCAGUUUCUACAGGACGAUACCCUUCCAAGCUUCAGAGGAAAUUGCAAGUGAGAGAAAAAAUUCAACUAGGUUGGCCUUCAACAGAUUUUCAAGCUACCGAGCCUCCAGGCCAGGUAACAAAUUGCAUAUAAGCAGUCAUUCAGAUACAGGAAGUUUUACAGCGAGUUCUGGUCGUGAUCAUCUUACAGCAUCCAGUAGACAUUGUUGUGUAACUAUUUCUGAACUUUUAGAUCCCAUGUUUAGUAACAGUGUAGUGCUAUAUGGUUAUUGGGUGGGGCCUGAUAUUGAAGAUGGAUGGGGUUAUAUAGAAGCAUUUGUAAGCCAAACUUUCUGAUUAUUGAAUGUUCUUGGACAUGUGUUGCAUAGUGAAGCCAAACCCUUUUAUUUUUUCAAAUGAUUAAUGAACCGUCAUAGCCCCCCGGAUGGGGAGAUUUUGUUUCU
Macadamia integrifolia is the source of this 823-nucleotide messenger RNA. RefSeq lists its product as uncharacterized. The record is from RefSeq and is a predicted model, not a curated record. NCBI's taxonomy places the organism in Eukaryota, Viridiplantae, Streptophyta, Magnoliopsida, Proteales, Proteaceae. The coding region runs from base 357 to 716 and encodes 119 amino acids. The transcript has 3 exons.